Somion occarium is the source of this 1591-nucleotide messenger RNA. NCBI's taxonomy places the organism in Eukaryota, Fungi, Basidiomycota, Agaricomycetes, Polyporales, Cerrenaceae. The record is from the annotation of a GenBank genome assembly.
ACCGCCACGUGGGGGGUGCUUGUAUGCAGGAUUUGUCGUGCAUUACUCGUGCAUUGCAUCUUGACCGACAGCCGCCAUCCUCUCGGACUGCUUCUAUACCCGACCCUCUCUCCUAUUACCACACUGGCUAUAUCAUCCUAGAUCCUCCUCUCCGGACACACUAGACUUUGCCCAGAUUUUCCACCCUCAACUUGUCGACGGCGUGCGAGAACAUACCCAUCAUUGCGCCUUCUCACAGUGCAUGUGUUUCCCUCUCUGCAACAUUCAAUUCAUUCCUAUAGCAUGACAUCACAAGCAUCCAGUUCGACUGUUUCCUCUCAGUCAUCAUCGUCCCUCCUCAAACAGUCGGCGGUAAUGGACAACAAGGAGAAACUUGUUCCAUUCCUCAGUCCACAGAUCGCAUCCUACUUCGUUGCAGGCGGUUGCGCCGGCGCAGCUUCCAGAACGGUUGUUAGUCCGCUCGAGAGAUUAAAGAUCAUUCAGCAGGUCCAACCACAGAAUUCGGGGGGACAGUACCGUGGUGUUUGGUCUAGUCUUGUUCGGAUGUGGAAAGAGGAGGGCUUCAAGGGCUUCAUGAGGGGGAACGGUAUCAACUGUUUGCGUAUCGUACCCUAUAGUGCCGUUCAGUUUACAACCUACGAACAACUGAAAAAGUGGUUCACUAACCAUGGUGCAACGCCGCUUGACACGCCUACACGACUAGUAAGCGGAGCAUUGGCCGGGAUAACCUCUGUCUGCACAACAUACCCGUUAGAUCUUGUUCGUUCCAGAUUAUCAAUAGCAACAGCUUCCUUACCCGUUCUCGCCUCUUCACAAUCCUCAUUACCCGCGAAACCAUCUCUAUCAUCAGCAUAUCACACAUCCUCCGCUAAUGCCCGGCCAGCUGCUACGACCUUCUCGAAGAAGGAUCUUACGAUGUGGGGUAUGACACUUCGGGUGAUGCGUGAAGAGGGUGGAGUCAGAGCCUUGUACCGUGGUUUAGUACCCACCGCCUUCGGUGUGGCACCUUAUGUUGGUAUCAACUUCGCCGCAUACGAGACCCUUCGCGGUAUCAUUACUCCUCCCGGGAAGAGCAGCGUGUGGCGGAAACUGAGUUGUGGCGCCCUUGCAGGUUCAAUAUCACAAACGUUGACUUACCCCUUCGACGUGCUCCGAAGGAAGAUGCAAGUGACUGGCAUGAGUUCGCUCGGUUACCAGUACAACGGCGCAUUGGAUGCACUCCAGAGCAUCGCGCGCACCGAGGGUAUACGUGGAUUGUACAGAGGGCUGUGGCCAAAUCUCUGUAGGCGCUACUUUUUAUUGAAGCGGGAAUUUGCGUUGACAUUCGAUUCUGCAGUGAAAGUUGCACCGAGCAUUGCUACCUCGUUCUUUACAUAUGAGCUUGUUAAGGAGUUCCUUGGUGCCUCAUGAUCGCGAUCAAUCAUCUGUGUGUUAUAGGAGACAGGUACAUUCUAUGGACUGCAGGAAUUUGUCAGACCUUCUGGAAGAAUGCAUUUGGCUUUUUGUCUCGAUUUGUAUAUAGAGGUUCUUGCAUGUAGGGUAGAAACUAUUACUAGUCUUUCGGUCUCGUUGGAUCGAGUAUUUUCCACAC